This is a messenger RNA of Vicia faba (fava bean), 840 nucleotides long. The record is from the annotation of a GenBank genome assembly. Lineage: Eukaryota; Viridiplantae; Streptophyta; Magnoliopsida; Fabales; Fabaceae.
AUGAAAAGAGCCAAUGUUAUAAAACGCCGAGUUAACGGUCCUAGAGAGGAGACAGCUUUGAAUGACUGUGAGCAACUAAUGGACUUGUCCAUGGAUAGAGUUUGGGACUCAGUGUUGACUUUAACAAAAAAUAACGUUGAAUCACAGCAAGAUGCACACACAUGGCUAAGUAGUAUACUCACUAACCAUGCAACUUGUUUGGAUGGUUUAGAAGGUGCGUCUAGGGCCGUGAUGGAAAAUGAUCUUGAGGACUUGAUAUCCAGAGCUAGAUCUUCUCUUGCUGUGCUUGUUUCUGUCUUACCUAAACCGGAUCACAAGGAAUUCAUUGAUGAAUCAUUGAAUGGGGAAUUUCCCUCGUGGGUUUCAAACAAGGAUAUGAGGCUUUUGGAGUCUAGAAUUAGGGACAUUCAGGCCAAUGUUGUGGUGGCUAAAGAUGGGAGCGGUAAGUUCAAGACUGUGGCUGAGGCUGUGGCAACUGCACCAGACAACGGUAAGACAAGGUAUGUUAUCUAUGUGAAAAGGGGAACCUACAAAGAGAAGGUAGAAAUCGGUAAGAAAAAGACGAAUGUUAUGCUUGUCGGUGAUGGUAUGGAUGCAACAAUAAUCACAGGCAGCUUGAAUUUUAUCGAUGGAACAACCACUUUCAAUAGUGCAACUGUUGCUGCUGUUGGGGAUGGGUUUAUAGCUCAGGACAUUGGGUUCCAAAACACGGCAGGCCCAGAAAAGCACCAGGCAGUUGCUCUCCGUGUUAACUUGCAGCAAGGCUUUGGACAAAUUUUAUACUGCUAUGGGCAGCAUAGGGAUGCUUUGAGAGUAGGUCUUCUUGGACUGCUUUUGUAG